Messenger RNA from Postia placenta MAD-698-R-SB12, 2562 nucleotides. RefSeq lists its product as hypothetical. The record is from RefSeq and is a predicted model, not a curated record. Bases 1 to 2562 code for a protein of 853 amino acids. Lineage: Eukaryota; Fungi; Basidiomycota; Agaricomycetes; Polyporales; Adustoporiaceae. Gene Ontology annotation, molecular function: plus-end-directed microtubule motor activity; microtubule binding; ATP binding. Gene Ontology annotation, biological process: mitotic cell cycle; microtubule-based movement. Gene Ontology annotation, cellular component: microtubule. The transcript is spliced from 10 exons.
AUGGCGACCUCAUCCUCCUCCUCAAGCUCCAGCAAGUUCACGCGCUCUGUGCCAUUCACGCCGAAACGACCCUUCUCAGCCUCUAGCGAUGACCUCACGAACACCGGCCGCAUCCCGCGAUCGACGACCCCCAGCCUCCUUGGUUCUGCGAAGAAGUUCAAGGCUGCUCUGUCCACGGAGUCUCGCACGAGACACGUUAGCAAGCCCAGACCCAAGCUGGCCUCUGUGCCUGGCACGCCUACGAAGACGGACGGGUCGAGCUCCUCUGGUUCGAGACCUAAGACGCCGACUACACCACGCAGAGGGGCAGAGAGCCCGCUUCCUUUUCCGAAGAUGAGCGAUAUGGACGUCAGUAGAGUAGACCCGGAAGAGGCUCUGGUAGACUUCCAGACUGUGGAACCGGGCGAUAUCUCCGGUGAGAUCGACGAGUCCGCCCUGGCGGACUACGGCAAGGAAGACAAGGUUCUCGUAUCCAUAAGGAUCCGGCCCACUAACGCAACAUCGGCAUGGCAAGUCGCCGACACCACUCCAAAGAGCAUCAAGCUCGACCCCCAAUACGCUAAGACGACGGCCAACCCUCCACAAGAUUUCCGGUUUGAUGAGGUUCUGACAGGCUCUGAGAAUAAGCCUGUGUACAACGCGGUUGCUCGUAGCCAUGUCUGCGCCGCCAUGGAUGGUUACAACUCAGUCAUAUUCGCCUAUGGGCAGACAGCAAGCGGCAAGACGUUCACCUUGACGGGUGACGAAGAUCAGCCCGGAAUUAUACCCCGCGCUAUGAAGGACAUCUUCGCAUACAUCCGGCGGACCCCUACUCGUGAAUACCUUCUACGUUGUUCAUACCUCGAGAUCUAUAAUGAGGCUAUCCACGACCUGCUCGCGCCGCCGUCUUCGAGCGUCUCGCAGCCGGUGCAAAUACAGGGCACUGGUGCGAACAUCGUCCUCACGCCGCUCCGCGAGGAGGUCGUCACGAGCCUCAAGGGCGUACGGGAGGUGCUACAUCGCGGCGAGGGCAACCGGCGCACCGCCAGUACGGACUGGAAUGAGCGCAGUAGUCGGAGUCAUAGUGUAUUCCGCGUCGUCAUUGAGAGCAGGGAGCGCAACUCUGGCUCUGGCUCUGGCUCAGACUCGGCCCCUAGCGGUCGAUCGACGCCAGGCUUCCGACCGCCGACGCCUGGGGGACCGCGGUUGCAAGCGAAGGGCGGACGUAGUGUACAGACGUCUGUGCUGAGCUUGAUUGAUCUUGCAGGUUCUGAGAAAGCAACUUCUGACAAGGAACGAACACGCGAAGGCAAGUACAUCAAUACCAGUUUGUUGACCUUGGGCACAGUCAUUGGAACCCUUGCGGAGAACUCUGCAAAAAACAAGAAUGAUCAUGUGCCAUUCCGCAACUCGAAGCUGACCCGUAUGCUCCAGCCUUCAUUAUCCGGUGAUGCGCGAAUAUCGGUCAUUUGCACCAUCAACCCCGACGCCACGGCUACUGGCGAGUCUACCAGCACAUUGCUCUUCGCGCAAAGGAUCAAGAAAGUCCAGCUCAACGCACAGAAGAAAGAGAUCGUUGACACGGAGGCGUUGCUCCAACGAUACAAGAAGGAGAUCGACGAGCUCAAGAAGCGGCUCGCCGAGAAGGAGGCCAAUGCACCUACCACCAACCGCCGCCUGUCUGCUCGAGAGCAACUCGAUGAGUCGCGCGCCAUGAAUGACCUGAAUUCGCGUAUUAGACAACUCACCAAGCUCAUCCUGACCAGCCAAACUGUUGAUGAGACCAGGGGAGAUGAGUCGCGGCCUGCCAGUCCCACCAAAAUUGACUUCGACAUGUCUCCGUACCAGCUACAACAAGAGCUUCUUGCAGCUCAUCGGCAGAUGGAGAUACAGUCCACGCAGAUACUCUCUCUUGAAGCUGCGCUGCUCGCACGCCCACAGCUUUCCCCAGAUGCUCCCGAGGGCGAGAAGGACAGGCUUCUAGCUGGACAAGCCAAGACGAUCCGCGAGCUAGAGAUCGUCGUGAACGGUUACGAGGACAACCUCGGCGAGCCGCUGCGCGCGGUCCGCGAGGAUGUGGAGAGGGAAUGGAUUACCAAACUCGAAGCGGAGGUGAGGCGGCGCGAGGAGAAGGAGGCGUGGGCAGAUGAGCUUGUGAAACAGCUGGAAAAGGAGAAGAAGACGCGCAUGAAGCUCGAGGAUGAACGCCAAGCCUUAGCAGCCUUCGUGCGCAAAUUCGACGCUCUAGGUUUGGGCAGUGCCUUGCCCCCUCCAUCAACCAAGCUCAAUCCCCCCAUGCCGACGCCAGGAGGCGCGGCCGCGGUGUUCGCGCAGCGUCAACGGGAUCGCCUACAGUUGUCUGGGUUUGACGCACCAAUGUCCACUCUUGCUGAAACGGACUCUCCCAUGCGCUUGGGUGCUGGACAGCCGAGCCUGCUGGAGGAGGAGUGGGAUGCGGUGGACGACGUCAGCUUUGGAGACGACAAGCCGUUCCUCCCGUCUGCCUUGAAGGCGUCAUCGAGGAAGCAGUCACACAGUCCGGUAAGAGACAUCCUGCGCGGGAAGGAGAACGUGCCUAUGUAG